AUGCAUUUCAAUACCCUCCUCCUGUCGCUCGCGUCGACUGCCAUAGCGACCGCAACCCCUGCACCAGCUCGUCUGUGGGCAACCCACUACAGUGGCGAUGUGUAUACACUAGAACUUGCCCAGAACAACCUAACCAUCAAACAAACCCUCAAAACAUGCGGCGAUAUGCCAAGCUGGCUGACGCUCGACUCCAAAACGCGCACAGUCUACUGCUCCAACGAGGACGGGACAACCGAUCCCUCUACGCACGGCAGUUUGACAGCACUGCGCGCCGCGCAAGAUGGCCAAUUGCGCGAGAUCGCAGUGACCGACACCGUCGGCGGAGGCGUCAAUAGCGUGAUCUACGAAGCGGGUACGGGGAAGAAGUUCCUCGCAAUUGCGCACUACGGGGGCGCUGCCGUCUCGACAUUCUCGCUUCCCAUAAAAAAGGACCAGCCGGCCCUUCAGGCCUUCCACUUCAACCUGACCCACCCGGGCAAAGUGGCGCAGCAGGACUCAUCCCACCCACACGAGGUCUUCCUCGAUCCCACAGGAUCAUUCAUCUUGAGCCCCGACCUUGGCGCGGACCUGCUGCGCACGUGGUCUAUCGAUGAGUACUCGGGUAAACUAGAGGAGUGUCCCAGCACGAACGUCACAUUCGGCAGUGGGCCGCGACACGCAGUUUUCUGGACAGACGGCACGGACAAGACAACCGGUGGCGCGACGCAUGAGCGCAAGCUCGCGUCUGUCGGGAAGACGAUGCUGUAUCUGGUUAAUGAGAUUGGGGGAACGAUGAUGGUCUAUGAUGUCUCCUAUUCGCGAUCUGGGUGUCUGUCGUUGGAGAAGAAGCAGACCAUUGUCCCGUACCCGAAGGGUGUGAUGCCCAAGGGUGCGACGCCGGCCGGUAUCAAGCGCGUUGGCAAUGCGCUGUAUGUUUCCAUUCGGUCGGACCAAAAAUACAAGCCGAAUGACUCGAUGGUCGUGCUUGACCGGUCGCCCAAGGACGGAUUAGUGAAGGUGCGAAACUCCACGUCUGCCUAUGGCAAGGUCCCACGGACGUUCGUGAUCAAUCGGGCCGGGGAUCUGGUUGCGAUCGGCAACCAGGCUUCGGCGAAUGUGGCCAUUGUGCGUCGGGACCAGAAGACCGGCAAUUUGGGCGAACAGGUUGCUGUUCUACAAGUUGGGGAGCCUGGGAAGGUUGGAACUGCUGAGGGCUUGAGCAGCGUCAUCUGGGAUGAGUAA
Molecule: messenger RNA, 1221 nt
Organism: Penicillium olsonii
Lineage: Eukaryota; Fungi; Ascomycota; Eurotiomycetes; Eurotiales; Aspergillaceae
Source: the annotation of a GenBank genome assembly